Trichosurus vulpecula (common brushtail) is the source of this 513-nucleotide messenger RNA. Its product is annotated as ARL14 effector protein-like. The transcript has a single exon. The record is from RefSeq and is a predicted model, not a curated record. NCBI's taxonomy places the organism in Eukaryota, Metazoa, Chordata, Mammalia, Diprotodontia, Phalangeridae. Bases 1 to 513 code for a protein of 170 amino acids.
AUGAGUACAAAGGUCAAAGGCAAAGGGAAAAAGUCCAAGCAAGCCAAGCAAGAAGAAGCUGCUACAGGAGAUAGGCCUCCUUCAAAACUCCAGCAGAUGGAAGAGAAGGAAAUAGAAACAGUGGUAGAGCAAUUAAUAGCCUUAAAUAUUCGAAAGAGUACCCCCCAGGGAGCAGAGGCCAAACCUGAAGGCAGGGAGGAAACAGCCGCUGAGGCAGCUGGUGGGAGCCCUAGCUCUGCCACUUCCCAGGGGUCUCACUCCUCAUCUAGAAGGGGUGGCAGAGGGAGGAGAGAGAGGAGGAAAUAUGACGAGAAAGGCAGGCUGCUUAGUAAUGGUGUAGAUCUGUGUGACUGCCUCAAUGUAGAGUGCCCUGGCUGCUUCUACCCAUGCCCCAACUGCAACUCCAACAAAUGUGGGGUCAAGUGUCGCUGCAACCGGCGCUGGACCUAUACGAAGACCGUAAAGGAGUCUGGCGAUCUGGUCCACGAAUUUCCAUUUGACUAUCCCAACUAA